Molecule: messenger RNA, 1521 nt
Organism: Suillus subalutaceus
Lineage: Eukaryota; Fungi; Basidiomycota; Agaricomycetes; Boletales; Suillaceae
Exons: 11
Coding region: 1-1521 (506 amino acids)
Source: RefSeq, a predicted model, not a curated record
AUGAUGAAACCUGCUGGAGUUUGUUGGGACUGGUCUAAAUCUUUUUCAGAAGAAUCCAAGGACGGGAUGAGUUCACUAGCCUUCCUAGUGACUGAACUUGAAUUGCAGUCCCUUGCCAACGAGUCGAGGAGAAAGCAUCCAGAAAUACGCGAGGCAGCAGAGAAGUCGCUUGCGAUACUUAGGUCCUCUCCAGGGCAAACGACAGCAUCUUUGGCCUCUGACAGUAUACAGUCAGACGAUCUUCUUCGUCCGCUGUUUAUGGGAUGCGCAACGAAGAACGCCAAAGUCGUCGCCAUCUCGUUGGGGUCGCUGCAGCGGUUGAUAGCCCUCAAGGCUGUACCGCAGUCUGCUGUCGCACUCAUCGUAAGCACAAUGAACGAUGCCAUGAGCCAAGGCGUAGACAUUCAACUUCGGAUCCUGCAAACCUUAGUCUCCUUGAUCACCGAUUUUCCUUCGAUACACGGAGAGCUCCUGGGAGAGGCAUUACUUCUCUGUUUUAAGCUGCAGGAUUCCAGGAUCGCUGUAGUCUCUUCAACAGCUGCAGCUACCCUGCGCCAACUGGUCAUGAUUAUCUUUGGAAAAAUGUUCAACGAGGAUCGUCAAGAGAGCAACGGCACUCCGGACCUGUCUCAAGCGGCGCUUCCGGACGGUAGCACCAAAGUGUUAGGGCCUUGCGCCAAAGAUGCAUUCUCUGUCUUCGAAGAUCUUUGUCUCCUCGCAACUUCAGAGAAGCUCAACUUCUUGAAGCUCGACUACCUACAUAAGACCUUCGCUUUGGAGUUAAUUGAGAGUGUACUUGCGAACUACCACAAGCUGUUCAGGAAGGCAAGUUUGUCGAUCCCAUUCACACACGGAACUUUUGAUGUUGCUGCAACACUACCUCUGUCCACUCAUUCUGAAAUCUCUCUCAGACAGACAUAUUUCGACGCGUCGAAUCCGGAUCAUUCUGGCUCACGUCCAAUAUGGACAAGGGUCCUUGCGAUGGAGAUAAUGAGAGGGGUAUGCAGCGAUGCCGAGCUUGUGCGAAACAUAUGGGAUCGCUAUGACGCGCAGCAGCCGGGCUCCAAGGUCUUCAGCUCUCUUGUGAUUGCGUUGAGACGCCUUAUUACUGAGAAACCUGUUCUACUCGGAGUGAGCGCGCAGAUGAUGGGAGCCGGAAUUUCUCAUGCUGAUGAUAGUGCUGCACCAUCGGGAUCCAAUUACGGUCUGGAGAGCGUGCAGAAUUCGGCCAUGAAGGUGCAAUGUGUAUUGUCUCCCUAUGUGAAGGCUUCGCGUCGUUCACCGGCCCACUGGCCACGUCCAUCAUCGUUUCAACAUCCUCAAGCGGCUGGCGAGCCCGUCAUUCGUGCACCUGCCGCUCUUGACCUCUCUACACUCCCGCAGGACGAUCCUGCAACUCAGCACCUCAUCAUUAUGAGCUCUUUGGUGGACGUUCUUAGCAGCUAUCAAGCCUUGACGAACGUUGCGGGGAUGCUCGCCCUCAGCACCCCUCGCGACGCAUUGUUCAACGCGCUCUCCUAA